Molecule: messenger RNA, 1164 nt
Organism: Acanthosepion pharaonis
Lineage: Eukaryota; Metazoa; Mollusca; Cephalopoda; Sepiida; Sepiidae
Source: the annotation of a GenBank genome assembly
AUGUUAUUCAAGCAUUCUUUUUCGGAAGAUAACCUACCCCUCCUUCCGUCAACUGUUGCCUCAAACCUCUUUUCUUCAUCGUCGUUGCUACUCUUUGAGCAACGACUCAACGCUUUCAACGUUAAGGCGCAUCACCGUUUUGAUGGACACCCAUUCAAAGUGGUUUGGCGGUUGACAUUUGCCGCCAGUCAAAGGUCACAUGACAUCGUAUCCCCGCUAAUAAGUAUCCACGUGCGGACAGACGAUGUGCGGGCAUCGAGUCGAGAAGGCACGUUUCCCGCCUCUUUCUUCAUCAUACGGCUCAAACACCUAGACUUCGUCCCCAUUGAUUCUUCUAUUAUCCGGCUCCUGUCUUCUUCAGGAACAUUUGGCGCCAACCAUUACAAUUUGGCGCGCAAUAACGUUCAACCAUCAACAUCAACCUCAGACUACAGAGAUUCACCAGACUUAUUAUCCAGCAGCCAGGAACUCGACACCGCAUUCUUUCCUUUCUUCAUCCUGUCAUUCCAUAAAUUCAAAUAUAUCUUAAUCUAUCUAUCUAUCUAUCUAUCUAUCUAUCUAUCUAUCUAUCUAUAUAGUUGGAUUGAUCAUUUCUCUAUCACUUUCUUUCAUUCUUUCACCCUCUCUCUCUUCCAAUCUAUCUAUCUAUCUAUCUAUCUAUCUAUCUAUCUAUCUAUCUAUCUAUCACUUUCUCAAUCCCUAUCUCUUUCUCUCUCUUUAUCACUAUUUGUCCUUUGUUUGUCUAUCACUAUCUCUCGUCUUUCUUUCUUUCUUUCUUUCUUUCUUUCUUUCUUUCUUUCUUUACUGCCUCAGCAUUUCUCUAUCUCUUUCUUUCACCCUUUUACUCCCUCUCUCUCUCUCUCUCUAUCUAUCUAUCUGUCACACUUUCUCACUCGCUAUCACUUUCUCUCUCUUUCUCUAUCACUAUUUGUCUUUCUCUUUCACUAUCUCUCUUUCUUUCUUUCGUUCUGUUUUCACUGCAUCAGCAUUUCUCUAUCUCUUUCUUUCACUCUUUCACUCUCUCUCUUUUCCACUUUAUCUAUCUAUCUAUCUAUCUAUCUAUCUAUCUAUCUAUCUAUCUAUCUAUUUCUUACUCCCUCUCUUUAUAUAUAUAUAUAUAUAUAUAUAUAUAUAUAUAUAUAUAUAUAUAUAUUAGGAUAUUAA